AUGGCACAGGGUAGCGUACAGUGUGGAGGGUCAGUCAGUGACUCUGUAUCUGGACUGUGAGAAGGUGGAGAGUCUGGAGCUCCAGAGAGGUCUUAACCCAGAGGUCAGCACUGAAGGGGUCACUGUGUUCGGGACACGGCUACUGGAUGACCAGGUCUUUGAGGGAGAAAUCCAACAGUUGUUGAUCGUAGCCGACCCCAGAGCUGCAGAGACCUACUGUCAAGACUACAUUCCCGACUGCCACGCCCCUUUACCCUACGACAGCCUAUCACAAGAGACUGAGGAGGAGACAAAGCCUGCCAGAAGAGUGAAGGUGGAGGAGUUUGAUGAGUUUGACUACAGUGACCUUUACGACGACCUCUCUGUCUCCACGGUUACCGUGAGACCUAACGUCACAGAGUAUGAGAUUGUAGAGUAUGAAGACUACGACAACGAAACAGAUGAGUACGAGGUCAGAGAGUAUGAAUACGAGGAGGAAUUUGAAGAUCGAUACGGAUUGGCUGAGAGGGAGAGGGCGGAGACCUGGAACCGACAGGAAAGACUAGAGAAAGGAGAGAAAGGAGAACCAUCUUACUUUGGAGCAAGCACCUUAAUCACAGGCCCCGGGGGUUUUCCAGGACCAGAGGGAGAACCAGGACCCCAGGGGCCCACAGGACUGGUAGGACCUCAAGGAGACCUAGGAGAACUGGGUCCUUCAGGCCGGCCGGGUCUCAACGGGGCUGAUGGGAUACCAGGUCCUCCAGGGAACAUCCUCAUUGUUCCGUUCCAGGCAGGUGGAAUCCAACUAACAGGACCUGUGAUAUCAGCCCAGGAGGCUCAAGCACAGGCCAUCCUACAACAGACCAAGUUGUCUAUGAAGGGACCACCUGGACCAUUAGGCCUUAUGGGACGUUCAGGACCGCUGGGUAACCCGGGUCCUUCGGGGCUGAAGGGAGUGGCCGGGGAGAUGGGACCAGCGGGUUCUAGAGGUAUUAUGGGCCAACCAGGGACGAAUGGAAAGUCAGGGAAGAGGGGUCGCGCUGGGACGGAUGGGAACAGGGGUGCUCCGGGUGAGACCGGUGGAAAGGGUGACAGGGGUUUUGAUGGCUUGCCAGGUCUUCCAGGAUACAAGGGACACAGGGGGGAGAUAGGAAAACCAGGCCCCCACGGUACUCUUGGGGUGUCAGGAGAGAGGGGUUCAGAAGGACAACCAGGACCAAGAGGACAGCCAGGUGAUGCUGGUUCCAGAGGGUUGAACGGACCCAGAGGUCACACUGGCCCUACAGGUCAGCCUGGCAUCCGAGGUGUGGAUGGAAUCCAAGGUUCUAAGGGAAACUUGGGACCUCCUGGGGAGAUGGGAGCAUCCGGGCAGCAAGGAAACCCUGGGUUGCAGGGGUUUCCUGGUCCUCAGGGACUGGUCGGCUUGCCAGGAGUUAAGGGGCCCCAAGGGAAGAAAGGGUUGCAGGGACUACCUGGGAAUGAUGGACCUACCGGUCACCCAGGGAGAGAGGGGACUCCAGGAGAGAAGGGACUACCGGGCCCACCAGGAGUCCAGGGGCCUAUAGGAUAUCCAGGAUCAAGAGGAGUGAAGGGAGCGGACGGAAUUAGAGGAAUGAAGGGAAGCAAAGGGGAGAAGGGUGAGGACGGGUUCCCCGGCUCUAAGGGAGAGAUGGGGCUGAAAGGUGACGGGGGUGAUAACGGGGUCCCAGGGUCCAGGGGAGAGGAUGGUCCUGAAGGACCUAAAGGACAGGCUGGACCGCUGGGGGAGGCUGGAACCGUGGGCAUCGCUGGAGAAAAGGGUAAACUGGGAGUUCCAGGGUUGCCGGGGUAUCCGGGACAAAAAGGACCUAAGGGUUCGGAUGGUUUUCCUGGAGCUAUCGGAGUGUUGGGAGAGAAGGGGAAGAGGGUGAGUAGUAGAGGGAGGCUUUACCAUAGGGACUGUUCAUACAUUCAAUCUGGAGUGCGACAGGUCCCGGGGGGGAAGCAGGUAGUGCAGGACAAAGGGGUCCUAACGGGCUGCGUGGGGGCCGGGGUGCCAAGGGACCAACAGGGAAGACAGGGGGAAAGGGCUCCUCUGGACACGAUGGACCCAACGGACCAACUGGAGACAGGGGGCCUCAAGGGCCACAAGGACGGAACGGGGAAUCAGGACUCAAGGGACCCAACGGUCCAGCGGGGAAAGAUGGACUUCCGGGUCACCCAGGUCAGAGAGGAGAGCCGGGUUUCCAAGGAAAGACUGGACCCCCAGGUCCAGGAGGUGUUGUGGGGCCACAGGGUAAAUCAGGUGAGACCGGGUCAUUGGGAGACAGAGGUCACCCCGGGUCACCUGGUGUACCGGGAGAGCAGGGCCUACCUGGCACCGCUGGGAAGGAGGGAGCUAAGGGCGACCCGGGUGCAGGAGGGACUUCUGGGAAAGCUGGUCCUCCAGGACUCAGGGGCUUCAGAGGCAGCAGAGGGGCCGCCGGGGGCAUGGGUCCUGCUGGUCUGAAAGGAGGUGAAGGACCAGUCGGAGCAGCAGGAGCUAUAGGGGCCGGUGGUGAGAGGGGUCCUCCAGGGUCGGCCGGUGCUAUUGGUCAGCCUGGGAGGGCAGGGGCUGUGGGUGGACCUGGACCAAUGGGAGAGAA
Salvelinus fontinalis (brook trout) is the source of this 2603-nucleotide messenger RNA. Its product is annotated as collagen alpha-1(XI) chain-like. NCBI's taxonomy places the organism in Eukaryota, Metazoa, Chordata, Actinopteri, Salmoniformes, Salmonidae. The record is from RefSeq and is a predicted model, not a curated record.